Solea senegalensis (Senegalese sole) is the source of this 3392-nucleotide messenger RNA. It is a transcript of the gene relb, whose product is annotated as v-rel avian reticuloendotheliosis viral oncogene homolog B. The coding region runs from base 687 to 2207 and encodes 506 amino acids. The transcript is spliced from 9 exons. Gene Ontology annotation, cellular component: cytoplasm. The record is from RefSeq and is a predicted model, not a curated record. Lineage: Eukaryota; Metazoa; Chordata; Actinopteri; Pleuronectiformes; Soleidae. Gene Ontology annotation, molecular function: RNA polymerase II cis-regulatory region sequence-specific DNA binding; DNA-binding transcription factor activity, RNA polymerase II-specific. Gene Ontology annotation, biological process: canonical NF-kappaB signal transduction; response to cytokine; innate immune response.
UUAUCGCCUAUACUUACACUAAGGGGGACCACAAAAAAGGACUAGAAUAGAUGAAGCAAUACGACAUGGCACCAUAAAAAUAUGAACUUCACCAUUGGUCUAGCAAGGAUACAAUGACGAGGAUUUAAAAUGUGUCUACUGUGUAUGUAUUAUAUUGUUUUUAAGUGGCAUAGAGGCUGUCACUCCUCCUCAGCAUGCUUUUCUGUGGGAGGAGGCUGAGAGCAAAGGCUGGAAGAGGAGGAGGAGAGGGAGUGGUGAGGGUGACUUGGAAGAACUGUAACUUGACUCUUAAUUUUAGUUUUCCGCCCCUUCUGUUUACAAGCCAAACCCACUGGGGGUUAAAGGUUACAUUCUUCAAACCACAGUGCUUCUGCAGUUGGUCGAUUUUUUUGUCAGGUCUAGCCGAUUCCUCUCUUCCUGUACGCUGGCUCUGUUUGCCAGGCUUUUGUUUCGCUUCAGUGUUGUAAGGUAUGCCCGUAUUAUUACGCUAACACAGUAACGUACAGUACAUUUGUGGCUCGACAGGAAACUGUGAAACAUGAUCUCAUGCAGAGGCAUCAUCCAGAUCUUGGUUUAAUGAGUUCUUGGCUUCUACACAGGCUGAAAAGGAGAAAUUCUGCACGCUUCUUUGUUUCCUACAGCCAACCUUCCCUCAGUCCUUGCAGCAGCUGAGUGAUUCCAAAGAGAUGGCGUCAGCUCCUCCUUCCAGAGCUGCUACCUCUCCUGCCAGUUCAUCUCGCCCUGGUCAUGGUUUGCGUUUGCCGCACCACAGGGGUGGGGUUUCAUCUAAAAACCGGGGUGACACCAGUAUGCUGGAGCGGGUUCUGGAGAAGCCCAGGCUGGUGGUAGUGGAGGAGCCCAAGGACAGAGGCAUGAGGUUUCGGUACGAAUGUGAAGGACGCUCCGCUGGCAGCAUCCUGGGAGUGUCCAGCACUGAGACUAACAAGACUCAGCCUACAAUUGAGAUCCAGGGUCCCGUUGAAGGCUUAAAGAGGGUCAAAGUCACUGUUUCCUUGGUGACCAAAGAUCUUCCCCACCGGCCUCACCCCCAUUGCCUUGUGGGUAAAGACUGCCCGUUGGGUUCAGGAAUCUGUGUGGUCACAAUCAACCCUAACAGCAACCGACGUCAUAGCUUUGCCAACCUUGGCAUCCAGUGUGUGAGGAGGAAAGAGCUUGACCUUUCACUUCAGAAAAGAAGAAGCCAAAAUAUCGACCCCUUUCAAACCGGUCACACAAAGGGCAUAGAGGAUCUGGACAUGAACGCGGUGCGUCUGUGUUUCCAGUGUGAACUUGAGUGGGAGGACAGCAGAAAGGACAGUCUCAGCCCAGUGGUGUCCUCUACAAUUUAUGACAAGAAGGCUACAACUACGUCACAGCUGAAGAUCACCUGUUUGAACCAAUACAGAGGUUCCUGCAUCGGCAAGACUGAGAUCUACAUGUUGUGUGACAAAGUGCAGAAAGAUGACAUCGAGAUCAUAUUCCGACGGGGGUCGUGGAAGGCGAACGGUGAGUUCGCCCAGACAGACGUACAUCGACAGAUUGCCAUCGUGUUUAAGACUCCGCCCUACCAGGACCAGAACAUCGGAGAGGAGAUUGACGUCAGCGUCUCGCUGCGUCGCGUUUCGGACCAGAUGGAGAGCGAAUCGGUUACCUUCACAUACCUGCCUCACAACCCAGAUCCAUAUGAGGUGAGGCGGAAAAUUAGAAUCAAGUCAGACAUCGGUUUCAGGGAGAAGCCUUGUUUAACAGUUUCGCCUCACACAGCAGAGUGUGCACCUGCAGCAGAACAGCCCUUCCCGUUCCUGCAGCCUCUCAAUGUGAUGUCUUCUGACAAGAGGCUUUGUGUUGCCCAGCCUGCCAACUCUGCCGCUUUGGCGGACACUUGUUACAACAUGCCCCAGGACCCAAACAACCACACACACGACGAGAUGACCAUCAUUAACCAGUUGCUAGAAAUACCAUUAUUGGAUAUGCUUUUCGAGUCCACCAUUGACAUGCCCUGUGAAUUUGACGAGGAGUCCAACGGAAACUCAACAUUAACCAGCAUGGACACAAACUUUCACCAGAACUUUGGCUCCUGCGCUCAGGACUUUACCCAGUACAGCGACUUGCAGUUCAACAUGCUCGUCAAUGAGAACCAGAAUCUGAAGUCAGAGCAACAGGAAAACCUGUCUACUGUGGUUCAUGUGAAGGAAGAGGCGCUAUGAGGGUGUGAAAGUCAGGACUACACCGCAUUGUUAAAGUACUCUUCUUACUUUACAGGAAUAGCUUGACAGUUUGGGAAAAUGUGCUUAUUCUCCCUUCUGUCAAGAAUUAGAGUUCACAAUUAUCAACAGCUAGACGACAUCCACAAGACUCAGUUUUCAUUCAAAAAUGCAUCCAGAUACACCUGCCGUCCACAUUACCAAAGCAGUUUAAAUUGCAGUAAACCGAACAUUUUAAAAAUGCUGCUGUUGAGUUUGAAAACCUUUGUCAGGUCGGGCAGAAAAGAGAUCAUGUCAGUUACACGCAUUUGCUCACUGACUGGUUCUCAUCCGCCACAACUCCACUAUCUGGGAAUGAACAACUCUGAACUCUUACUUGAAUCUUAAGUCAUCCUUUAAAAAGGAGAGAACCAGCUUCCUGUUUACACUGGGACCAAUCUGUUUAUUUUCAGGUGUGUUAGUAUGAACGCAGAUUACUUCUUAAUUUUCAAAGGAAAACACAGGAGUUCGGAUGUAGCCCUAGUCUUCAGUAGUGCAUCUAAAGCUCUUUAUAAAAUAUGAACUCGCUGCAAGAAAGAGGACGUACACUUCUCAUGAUGCCAACCUAUUUCUUUAACCGCUUCUUUAUCAUGAGCUAGAAAAUAUGAUCAUGAUACUGCUUGAACUCUGUAAUGUGUUUGUAAAGUAAUUAGGUUUUCUCCUUGCUCUCCUUUGCCCUCUCCUCCCUCUGCCUUUAUUGUUGCCUGAAAGCCUCGCUGGUCAAGGCUUCAUUGAUUACAAACAGGCGAACUGUAUAUUUCUCUGCAAGUGCUGCUACCUUUCAUUUUGAUUCUUAAGGUCAGAAAAAGGUGAUUCUCCUUGACCCAACAUAGAACCCCUUCAGUAAAUGAGACCAAUUCCUGUCAUGUCAUGUUUGCAUGAGAGCUGUUUUGUUUACUGGAUACUAGAAGAACUCAGUAGUAGUAGUAAAAAAGUCUCAAAUACUUGUUUAAUAAUAUCCUUGUGCUUCAUCAGUCACUGUUUUCAGUGCUUUCUCUGUGUUGGUUUCUUUUGUUCUCCAGCUUCAAUUUUGUGCUAUUAUGAAUUUCUACUUGCACCAUGUCACUUGUCAAACGUCGCCCCCUUGCUGGGGCACUGAAGUGUAAAUAUGAAAAACAAGAAAAGAGUGAUUAAAAUCUUAACGUGUCA